Molecule: messenger RNA, 2149 nt
Organism: Exserohilum turcica Et28A
Lineage: Eukaryota; Fungi; Ascomycota; Dothideomycetes; Pleosporales; Pleosporaceae
Exons: 2
Coding region: 406-2055 (549 amino acids)
Source: RefSeq, a predicted model, not a curated record
GAUCGCCGCGAACAUCGCCAACAGCGCGUGCGCGGUGCUGGCCCUUCUUCAGUCCAGGCAUCCUUUGGCUUCAGUUUUGGCGCUCUCGGUGCGCCUCCCACCAAACGAGCCUCGCUUCCUCCUCAGCCAUCCCCCCGUAAAACGCCAGUCCAGAGCACACCAAAGAGCACAAAUGGCUCGGCACAGCGUCCCAGGAGCGCGUCGCUUCAGCGCAGUACCGCAUCCAAACGCACGAGCACGCCAAAAGACAACACAGUGACCCCGCAGCUGGGCAAGAGAAAGCGGGGCUCGCCAAAUGCGCAGCCAGACGCGGCCGUGGGAGAAGAAGACGAGCUCAGCCCCGACCGCGAUGAGGUUGCGCGCUCGGCCGAGAAGGCCAGGAGAGUUGUGGGCACCGCCUCGCCCAUGCAGCAAGAGCAGGACAACGGGCCAGACGAGCUUUCUGUGCUGGACGAGGGCACCAGCAGCGUGCGCGAGACGGUAUUUGCCAGGUCUACCGUGAUGAAGCGGACACCCCCUCAAGCAACGGUACAACAGCGCGCGUCCCCAGGUAGCGUCACCCAACAUACGCCAACCGCAGGCGCAAAUGGAGCCACGUCAGCAAGGUCACGGCGCUCGACAUCAAGACGAUCCAAGUCGACUGAUCCGGUCCCCGCAACGCCCAGCCUACUUCCAAGCGGGCAGCCGAGAAAGUCUUUGGCUACCCGCAACAAGACCAGCCCCAAUACGCCAGCUGCAGCGCCAACCGAAGCUGGGAGUGAAGAUGAGCUUUCUCCACAAGCGGCUGUAGCUACGCCGCGUGUAGUUGGGAGCCAGAUGCCGUCACAGCAAACGCCACAGGAAGAGACGGACAUGGCUAUCGACGAGCUAUCUCCGCAGGUGGAACCUACUCAGAUAUCCCCAACAAGAUCGGAGCCAACCAUUACGCAAACACCGAACGAAGACUCUAUGGAGCAGGUUAGCGCACCACAGUCGAUCAAGCGUGCACGCGGCAGACCGCGACGAGUGAUUGAAGAGGACGUAGAAGAGGGAACCCCAAUAGCCGCUUCAGCUAAACACACAAGUCCGAGACGCAAUGAAGAGACUAGGGUUCAAGAGAGCGAGGCGCAAGACACACCAGUCACACGCAAGCCAACACAGAAGAAGAAGAAGAAGCAAGGCUCCAUGGGCGAGACCGCCGACGGAGAAGUUGAUGGUGUUUCUCCUGCUCAUGGAGAAGCGCAACGUGCAAAACAGAAAACCACCGUGGAAACAUGGAGCACGCGCGAAGCCUCGGCUGACGACGAGGACCCUGCGCCGGAAGAGGACGACCAAGUGGAGCCCGCGCCUCGGGCUGUGGCGAAGCGAUGUUCCCCUACCCUGGCACAGCGGGUCAAGCCAUCGACGGAAAAGCCACCUCGUAAACGUCAAAAGUACACUGGGCCGACGCAUACCAUUUCAGUGAUGCGCAUCAAGGGCUCGACGGUCCGGGGCAUCACCGCGGCAGACAUCACGCGCUCGAUUCUAGAAGAGAAUAUCGACCAUCGUCUCAGACGCAUGGCAGGAAAGCUGCAAAACGCCCAAGAUGCCGACAGGCGAAAGGAGCUCCGGAGCGAAAUCAACCUCUCCAUCACUUUCAAGGAGAGCCUAAGCGAGAAGCUGAUGGAUCUACAAGACGCCAACGACGUGCUAAGCUCAAACUUCCACAAGAUGAAGCUCUUGCGGCGUGCUAACGCCGACGUGCGCAAGGAGAUGCUUGCUCUCCAGAACAGUCGGCAGGAGAUUGCCCUGGAGCAAGACGACAUCCAGACACAGUACCACGCUGAGAAGGCCGAGGUGGACAGGCGGAAUCAGCUCAGCGACAGCAUGUUUGCGAUUGAGGCCGCGGUCAAGAAGGGCCGCGAAAAGGCGCGCAAAGAGGGCAGAGAAGAGGAGGGUCCAGACCUCCCGCUAAGCAUGCUGCUAGAGAAGGUAGCCGGGGCGGUGGGCUCACGUAGCGGUGGACUGUUGGCCAACGUCAAGGGCUUCAACGGGCUUCUGGAACGGGCUGCAGGCUGGCUGGAGGGGAGGGCGUGAUGGAUGGUCGACGGCGAUGUCUAGCGUGGCGGCGGCGUUUGGCACUUGAGUGCUUUCGGACACGAUACCCGGCAUACUGGCCACGCUCGAAAAU